Messenger RNA from Phytophthora nicotianae INRA-310, 1317 nucleotides. RefSeq lists its product as hypothetical. The coding region runs from base 1 to 1317 and encodes 438 amino acids. Lineage: Eukaryota; Oomycota; Peronosporomycetes; Peronosporales; Peronosporaceae. The record is from RefSeq and is a predicted model, not a curated record. The transcript has a single exon.
AUGCUCGGAAACGCUACAACCACUCAAGCAUCUCUCAACCUUGCCCAAGUAUUCAACACCGGAAACCUUUCAAGCACAAGUACAGCAGAUUCCGAGUUCCUUGAUGAAAUCGAAGCUUUAUUAGACGCAGACAGGCUAUCACUGGACAGUUUAGAAGGAGAGGGUGGCAUUCAUGAUCUCCUUUCAAGUUCAGAUGCUUCGAUUGAGAUUGUUGAAUACUCUUGUCACGACGGAAGCCUAGACUCGAGCACCAAUAGCGGCGGUAGUGGACGUGAGACUGCGUCAGAGCAGAGCGAGCUCUACGCAAUCGGGGAUCGUCGCAAGAAAUACCGAUAUCGCGAAAAGAAGGAGCGUCAAGACCUAACACGGUUGAAAAGGGAGUUGACUUCGAAGGUGCAGGAGUUGUUUGAUGCUAAAAUGGGUAGAAAUACCACCGCGCGUACCGAUAUUGCACUGACGAAAGAUUUCUGGCCCAAACUAGCAAGGCAGCAGCGGGAAGAGCGUGAGAAAGCAGAAGCGGAACAAAAGCGGCUUGUUGCAGCGGUUCAGUCCCAAGCUGCGUAUAUCGAGAACCUCUGUGCGAUCCAGCGCGACCUACCAUCAUGGGGGACAGAUCACAUUGGAAAUGACCGAUGGCUUCGACUUAAGUCCUCGGAUACGGCUUUGUUCAAGACCUACAGUGCAGAAACGGAGGAGUGCUACGCUCGAAUCGACAAGGUGUUUGCUGAGUGGGGCAUGGAAUUUCAGCCAACAAGCCGCCCAGAAAGUGGAGUACAACACACGUAUUGUCUCAACAGAAUCCUCCCACCAUUAACCUUUGAAGCCGCUUGCAACUUCCUUUGGAAUGAUACCGGAGUUCCGUUUAGAGGGAACAGUAAAGAGAUUUACCAAAAUGUGGAUGAGCCUGAGAACACAGCGGCUGUCAAGUUCCGAGUGAAAAAAACGCUUACUUGCGGCUCACCUGUGUCGAUCUUGAAGCGUGUAGUCGCAAGGCGUUUCUUCGAAGAGGAUCGCAUGGUUGUAGUGAUCAAGAGCUUCAUUGAGGGCGAAGGAAUCUUUAGUGGGAUGGAUAUGGAGAAGACCUGUUGGAGCAGUAUUCAACGCUGUGCAAAUGGGAGUAAUGGAGCCAUUUUAGAGUUUUGCUCUCGACAACUCCCAGUUCCAUUUCUUGAAGGGUGUUCCAGCGAUUCAACGGUAAAGACGUUUCAAGUGAUGCUGAAGGACGUGACGACGGACGAGGAGCUCGAAUUCGCUAAUUCUCUGAAGCAAUUUGUGCUGGCCAAUUCCUUGGAGGACAUCGGUCAGCUAUUCAAUUGA